Molecule: messenger RNA, 3336 nt
Organism: Rattus norvegicus (Norway rat)
Lineage: Eukaryota; Metazoa; Chordata; Mammalia; Rodentia; Muridae
Source: RefSeq, a predicted model, not a curated record
CGUGGGGAGAGAGAGAUAAAAAUGGAGAGGGAGAGUCAGGGAGGGCAGGCUUUGGGGUUUUUCUUAAUGGGGUUACUAGGGCGGGAAGUGGAAGUCUAACUUGGUGUACCUCCCAGCGGCGACCAGAUAUAAGGAGACCCGAGGGUAGCGCUUUUGCUUUCUGCAAUGCUUGCUUCGGAGUUCCUCUCUCUGGCUGCUGCCACCACCGAUGCAGCUACCUUCACUGUUGUUACCGACUGCUGACUUCUGAGCCCAGCUGCUUUAGUCUUCUGAUUUGGACCCGGAAAUCCUCCAGGCCUUCCGUUCCAGAGUAGAGCCGCCAAGGUAUUUGGCAUUGCGGGGGGGAUCCAGAUGCAGAACUCUCAGCUCUUUCUCCAGCACCAUGUCUGCCUACGUGCUGCUGAGCCUCCUGCCAUGAUCACCAUGGAGUGAACCUCUGAACUGUGUGUGAACCUGUGGGGUGCUCCAAGAUGAUCUGGGGUGUAUUAAUGAUGGGGAUUCUACUUCCUCAGUGUUCAGCCCAUCCAGGCUUUUUUACUUCAAUUGGUCAGAUGACUGACUUGAUCCAUAAUGAGAAAGACCUGGUGACGUCACUAAAAGAUUACAUUAAAGCAGAAGAGGACAAGUUAGAGCAAAUCAAAAAAUGGGCAGAGAAGUUAGACCGGCUAACAAGUACAGCAACAAAAGAUCCAGAAGGGUUUGUCGGACACCCUGUAAAUGCAUUCAAGUUAAUGAAACGUCUGAACACCGAGUGGAGUGAGUUGGAGAAUCUGAUCCUCAAGGAUAUGUCAGAUGGCUUCAUCUCUAACCUGACCAUUCAGAGGCAGUACUUCCCUAACGACGAAGACCAGGUUGGGGCUGCAAAAGCUUUGUUUCGUCUGCAAGACACCUACAACCUAGACACGAAUACCAUCUCGAAGGGCAAUCUUCCAGGAGUGAAACACAAGUCUUUUCUAACAGCUGAGGACUGCUUUGAGUUGGGCAAAGUGGCCUAUACAGAAGCAGAUUAUUACCACACAGAACUCUGGAUGGAGCAGGCUCUGAUGCAGCUGGAGGAGGGAGAGAUGUCUACUGUAGACAAAGUCUCGGUUCUAGAUUAUUUGAGCUAUGCAGUGUACCAGCAGGGUGACCUGGAUAAGGCACUUCUGCUUACAAAGAAACUUCUUGAACUAGAUCCUGAACACCAGAGAGCCAAUGGUAACUUAGUAUAUUUUGAGUAUAUAAUGAGUAAAGAAAAAGAUGCCAAUAAGUCUGCUUCGGGUGACCAGUCUGAUCAGAAAACUACACCAAAGAAAAAGGGGAUUGCUGUGGACUACCUGCCAGAGAGACAGAAGUACGAAAUGCUGUGCCGUGGGGAGGGUAUCAAAAUGACUCCUCGGAGACAAAAAAGGCUGUUCUGCCGCUACCAUGAUGGAAACCGGAAUCCUAAAUUUAUCCUGGCCCCAGCCAAGCAGGAGGAUGAGUGGGACAAGCCUCGCAUCAUUCGUUUCCAUGACAUCAUCUCAGAUGCCGAGAUUGAGAUCGUCAAAGAUUUAGCAAAGCCCAGGCUGAGCCGAGCUACAGUACAUGACCCUGAGACUGGGAAAUUGACCACAGCACAGUACAGAGUAUCUAAGAGUGCUUGGCUGUCUGGCUAUGAAGAUCCUGUGGUGUCUCGAAUUAAUAUGAGAAUACAAGAUCUCACAGGACUGGAUGUUUCCACGGCAGAGGAAUUACAGGUAGCAAAUUAUGGAGUUGGAGGACAGUAUGAACCCCAUUUUGACUUUGCCAGGAAAGACGAGCCGGAUGCUUUUAGAGAGCUUGGGACAGGAAAUAGGAUUGCCACGUGGCUCUUCUACAUGAGUGAUGUGUCUGCUGGAGGCGCUACUGUUUUUCCUGAAGUGGGAGCCAGUGUUUGGCCCAAAAAAGGCACUGCUGUCUUCUGGUACAAUCUGUUUGCCAGUGGAGAAGGAGAUUACAGUACACGGCACGCAGCCUGUCCUGUGCUAGUGGGAAACAAAUGGGUAUCCAACAAAUGGCUCCAUGAACGUGGACAGGAAUUUCGAAGGCCGUGUACCCUGUCAGAAUUGGAAUGACAACCAGGCUUCCCGUGGCUCCUCUCGUCCUCUAACGCACCAGGCAUGAUCGCUGACUGUAACAUUCAGAAGUUUACAGCUGACUAACACUCCAUGAUUAAUUCGGCCGUGAACCCCAUCCCAUGUUUCAUCUGUGGACAAUCACUUAUUUUUGUGAAUUUUUUUAAAUUAACACUCAGUCACCACAUUGUGUAAAACUUAUGGUUCAGUUAUCACAGGAUACAGGAUAUUUAAAAUGAGGAACCUAGUUCUGUUGUUUAAAAGAGCUUUUUGGUUGAUUUAAAAAAAAAAAAAAAAAACGCGUCCAGUAGUAAAUCUCACCCAUCUCAGGAGCUGGCGGACCGGGGAGGCUGCAGGUGGCGUGCAGAUGCCUGUGUACUGUUCUUCCUCCGCCACUGCGCUUUCUGGAGUGCCAAGCACUCGUAGCUAACUAGGGCUCAGGCCCGUCCUAGGGUUUGCCCUCCGUCUACUCUUCCACAUGCAUAGUUCUUAUAUAAAGAAACUCUUUAUAUCAAAUCCCCCUCCUCACCACUGGUGAAUUCAGCCGGUUUGAGAAAUUACUUUGUUCAAAAAGUCCUGCAGAACUGGCCUCAUAACUAAAUGCUCAGACGUAGACCUUUUCCUCAGUGACUAUGGUGUCCAGAGACUGUUCCAAGUGCCACUCCCCUGCCGUGUAUUCAGCUGCAGCAGGCGAUGAUGUUGGCUUUCUGACUAAAUUCUGUGCCUUAGGAGACUGGGAGUAAUGAAAUGGACAGGUCCUUGUAAUGAGGGAGUUGGUUUUUAAAAAGAAAUUUUUUAUAAAAAGCCAAAAUGUUUGUUUUUUCCCAUUCUGAAAUGUGUUAUGAUAACAGUGACCUAUUUAUGAUCUUAAAUCUUUUUUAAAAAAAAAAAGUCUCUGUGUGGUAUUUUCAUGUUUAAGUCACGCGCAGGCCAAUUCUAGUUUACUUCUUUACCCUAUAGUGCUUAGAUUUAAUUCACAGUUACACAUUUAGUCAACCAAAGCAUGCUUCCUUGGGAUGUAGCUUCGGGUACUUGUUCCAAGAUGGUGACCCUUUGGUAUGAGUUGUUACAAUAAUGACACUUGUAGUUAGUUUCUCCUAUUCAGAAGGUGAACUGUGGUCAUGGCUGUGCACUUGAUGAAUUCUUUACACAGGGCUCUGACUCAUUUUAAUUCUCUGGGAAAGUACAUAUUAAAAUGAGUUAUGUCCAUCACAAGGAUUUUAGCAAAAAAAAUAUUAAAGAUUAAGUUCAGCACUUUAAA